AUGACCUCAACUCCAAAAAUCAUUUUCGUCCUCGGCCCCCCUGGUAUUGGGAAGGGAACCCAGUGUAUGCUUCUCGCCCAGUUAUCGAAUCCUCAUCGCCGCAUCCAUCACAUCAGCAUCGGCGAUAUCCUGCGCUCAGAGCUGCAGAAGCCAUCUAGUAAAUGGGCAUCGAUCAUCCGGGCCAAUAUGGCCGAAGGCCGAACAGGUCCACCCGAGAUGUCUGUUUCCAUGUUACAGGAAGCGAUUGCACGAAGGAGUGAGGAUAUUGAUCCCGCCAAAGAAAUGGUAUUCUUGAUCGAUGGAUUCCCUCGCAGUAUGGACCCCGUCGCUCUCUUCGAAUCCACAAUCUGUGCGCCAUCUCUCGUGCUCUCUCUACAUUCCGAAUUGAUGAUGGGGUUUGAAAUUAUGCAUAAGCGAUUUGGACAGCACGUUUGUGCUACUGGACCUGUUAUUGAGCAUUUUAGGGAGCGAGGGUUGCUGGCUGAGAUUGAUGCGAGUAGGAAUGUUGAGGAGGUGCAUCGGGAUGUUUGGGAGGCGGUGGAGGAGAUCUUGGGUGAGCAUCAAGGAUGA
Messenger RNA from Botrytis sinoallii, 570 nucleotides. RefSeq lists its product as uncharacterized. NCBI's taxonomy places the organism in Eukaryota, Fungi, Ascomycota, Leotiomycetes, Helotiales, Sclerotiniaceae. Gene Ontology annotation, cellular component: nucleus; cytoplasm. The transcript has 3 exons. Gene Ontology annotation, biological process: CDP biosynthetic process; UDP biosynthetic process. The record is from RefSeq and is a predicted model, not a curated record. Gene Ontology annotation, molecular function: UMP kinase activity; ATP binding. Bases 1 to 570 code for a protein of 189 amino acids.